GGUGAAUUGUAACCGAGAACCGAGAAGCCUGUGGUUAGUUUUAAGCGGGAGAUCGAACGGAACGCGUCUCGCGGAGAAGGAACGGAGAAGACGAAAACCAGCGGACGAGGACGACGUGACAUGCCGGCCAGAUGACACGGAUAUUAUCGUCGAACAAAUCGAUAAAUCGUUUACCAUGCGAGUGGAUUGCUUGGAAUUGAAGGAUCGAUCUUGUCCCAUUGUCGAUGGUAGAACGUUCAAAGGUGGUGUGAUCCAUUCAAAUUAAUAUCGAGGUCGUGGCCGUUGGAGGGGGCAGCGGAAGUGAUAAAAGGUGCACGUGGAUAGGGCGAUGUUGGUUUGACGAAAACAAAAGUGUAUCGAACGCCGUUCUGUCUUCCUAUAGUCUACACGCUUGAACGAUUUAACAUAUAACAACGAAUUCGAUUGUGUUAAAUUUCAGUUCAGUCAGGUACGAGCGAAGUUUUGUUUUAAUUUUUGAAAAAAGAAAAAUACACAUUUAUUUUGGAAUUUAGUCGUUGUCAAGAAUGCAUUUGAGAUCCGUGAUCGUGUUCGUGUAUUUCUGCGUGGCGUACGCAAGCUGCCAGUUCUUCAACGUCAAGAAAAUCUUGAACUUCGAUGGCCUGGCACUCAAUGAGACUGGGAACGAAUUGUGGAGAGGAUUGAUCAGAGACUGCGACCAGUCUGUGACGUUCUCCUGCAUACAAAAGAAUGCUUACGCGUAUCUGGAUAAUGUUUUCGCGGAACGGGACAAUAUCACGGUGUUUGAAGGUCUGACUAUGACCAAGAACGAUUUGAACUACGGAACGUGUCGCAAAACGGGUAGUCGUGAUGACUCUAUGGACGAAAAUCUCGUGGAAGGGUCCAGCAAGGAUGACUGCGACGAGGAGGAAAGUGAGGGGGAGAAGGGGGAGGAAGAAGGUCGACAGUUCGGCGAAGAGCAGUCACCUUUGGAAGAGGUGACUAACUCAUUGCGGAAGAAGGUGGUAAAAUUCCUCGCGAACAGGGAUUAUCAGAUUCAAUUACCCGAUUUCUUCUUCGAGGGAGCUACGAUUAAAAUAAGUCCACGCGACGUGGAUGAAAACGGCGCGCUAGUUAAAUUGGACUUCGGUGGACAACGUGGCCUUGAGAGCCAAGGAAGAAUCUUCAAGAAAAUCAAGAAAUUCAUACAGAAUAAAUUGUUGACAAGCCUGCUAGCUCUGCUCAUCAUCAUCAAGCUGAUCAAAGUGAAGUUCAUGUUCGUGAUACCAUUCCUGUUCGGCGUGGGAGCCGCGAAGAAGCUUUUCCUCAAGUUGUUACUUUUCUUCAUCCCAGCAUUCGCUCACGUUUUUAAGCUAUGCUCGAGCUAUUACUCCGCGCACAGCACGAAGUACCACCAUCACCAUCACCAGAUAGCGCAUCAUCAUCACCACGUUCCAGUCCCGGUACCAGUUCCAAGCUACUACAAUCACCAUCAUCACCACCAUCAAGAAGACGAAUUCGACGGCUACGAUUACGCCCAUCCUCAUAUUCAAUACCGAAAAGAUAUCGAAGAAUUAAAAGAAUGGGGAAUCGAACCUUACGAGGAGCCUUACGAAAUUGAGGCUGGCCCAAUGCCAGCUCGGCCUCUGCCGGGAGUACAUCCGGGAGCACCUUUCCCAGUGCCCGGUUACUCUGGAACGUACGGGAUUCCUCAAUAUGCGCCAAACGCGCAUCCGAUAGUUUCUCCGUAUUUGGAGAAACGUCCGUCGCCGUCUGCUCACAAUCUGGCCUAUUCAGCGUAUGCCGAUAACAACCGCAGAACAGCGAGUCAAUCAGUUUCGCCAGCUGUCGUCAACGUUCAUUUAAAUCCCGCAAACCUGCCGUCAACGAUGCUACCAACCGCGACAAACGUCAAGAAUUCGUACGUCGCGUUUGGACAUCAGAAUGCGAGAGAAGUUUCGGCGAAGAGUGGGCCAGCGGAUUCGAAAGUAACAGUGGUUACGCAACGGCCAAAGUACGACGACGAGUACUACGGGCCGAUAAUUAACAGGCUAGAGGAGAUAUUCAAGCAACUGAGAUUCGUCGAGGAGAGUUGUAGAGAGAGGCUCGUGUGCAGCAUGUACAAGAAUCCGACUGUGUACUCGCCGCACAGCAACCUCGUUUCCAACGAGCUGUCCAGAGAUCCGCAGGAGUUAAAACGGACGGAGAUGGAAAGCUCGUCCAGCCAGAAGUUCCACAGAUAUUUCAACGCUGCCAGAUUGGGUCAAGACGGUGGAGAUUGCUUGAGAACAUACCCAUGUCACAUAAAUACCGAAUAAAACCUCGACAUCGAUUUUUCUUGCUCAUCAACGAAGACUCGCCGUGGAGACAAUUAUGCAUUGAAGUCACCGGCGCUUAUGGCGCUGCGCCGCCACGCGUUGAAGUCUCUAAUACGAGUUCGACUGGUUUGUUCCGCUAGGCGCUACAUAUUUAGGUGGUCACGAAUGUAGGCUGUUCGUUCGUGUCAAGGCCAUGGAUCGAUCGUUCUAAUAGAAGGAUGUCAGUUGAUUUCACAGCUAAUUUAUUAUUUAUAACUGUCGGUAACGAGCGAAGAUUUUUGUAACACGUAAAAGCGUUCUGAUUGUUUCUUGCAUUCGAGACGACAUUACGUGGGAUUUUUAUGUCGGGUUACGUAUUAAAUCGAGAAGAAACGUGCGCUCCGUUCGAUUUAAUUAAAUACGUUCUAUUUAGAGAUGUAAGUAGGACAUUUUUUUGGAGGAGUUGUAACGAGGAGUUUCUUAAACGUUCGUUCAGCCUCCGAUACUGUCUGAAGCUGAAUGAAAUUUACUGAUGAAAUGUCAAACUUUCGUUUCUUUGACACUUUGUCAGAAAAGUGAGAGAAACGUAUCUCCCAAAUAAUGGCCUUCGAUCGUGCACUGGACUGUGCGUUGGCAAUUAUUGUUUCACGUUUUUGUCAGAUAUGUAUUUUGUAAUUGAUAACAAUUCUUCUGUGUACACAUAAAUGUGUGCAUUUGGCACGUUAUCGUGUUACACAUAAAUGAUAAUUUAUGUAUAUAUAUAUAUAUAUAUAUAAUUCAAUCCAAGUGUAAGUCGAUACGUUAUACAUGCGAAUUUUCGAAUAGGAAAUCCUCAACAUUAGAUGCGAUGAUUUAUUUAUUUUUGGAUAUGAUUAUUUAUUGCUACGUUCUCGGGUGCCAUACCCAGCUAUUAUUUAUUGUACGCGUUAUUAACUCGAUUAUGUUUAGAACGUAGUAAGUUAUGUACUGUACAAAGACGACUUAAUACUUCGAUGACACUACCUCGAAGUUGUAACUCAUAUUGUUUUGUUCACAAUAAACGAUGUAAAAAGGA
Frieseomelitta varia is the source of this 3309-nucleotide messenger RNA. RefSeq lists its product as uncharacterized. The record is from RefSeq and is a predicted model, not a curated record. Bases 525 to 2276 code for a protein of 583 amino acids. Lineage: Eukaryota; Metazoa; Arthropoda; Insecta; Hymenoptera; Apidae. The transcript is spliced from 4 exons.